Molecule: messenger RNA, 1221 nt
Organism: Mytilinidion resinicola
Lineage: Eukaryota; Fungi; Ascomycota; Dothideomycetes; Mytilinidiales; Mytilinidiaceae
Product: epoxide hydrolase 1
Exons: 3
Coding region: 1-1221 (406 amino acids)
Biological process (GO): epoxide metabolic process
Molecular function (GO): epoxide hydrolase activity
Source: RefSeq, a predicted model, not a curated record
AUGCCGACUCCUGUGCCAUUCAAAAUCGCAGUAUCCGAAGAAAAGCUUCGUAUAUUGCAUCAGAAACUUUCCCUGACUGAAUGGCCGGAUGAAGUACCACUCAAGGAACCUCGGAGUCGCGGCGCGCCUCUCCAGGAGGUCAAAACUCUCGUUGAUUACUGGUUGCAUUCCUUCGAUUGGCGGGCACAAGAGAGCAAACUCAACCAGUUCCCUCAAUUCACCACCGACAUCGACGUGGAUGGAUUCGGCACAUAUAACGUCCAUUUCAUCCAUCAAAGAAGCGACGUCCCGAAUGCGAUUCCAUUGAUCUUCCUUCAUGGCUGGCCUGGCAGUUUUAUCGAAGUCACCAAAAUUCUGCCCGAGUUGGUCCAAGGGGGUCAGAAUUUCCCAGCCUUUCACGUCGUGGCCCCCAGCCUCAUUGACUAUGGUUUCUCCCAGGGGAAUACAAAGGAAGGAUUCAACCUCGAUCAACACGCAGAAGCGUACCACAAGCUGAUGCAAAGUCUUGGAUACUCUGAAUAUGUGGCUCAAGGCGGCGACAUUGGCAAUUUCUUGACGAGGUUUCUCGCUCUAAAAUAUCCCGAAUCAUGCAAAGCUCAUCAUACAAACAUGCCGACGCCGAAUCCACCGGAUCCAUCCAAGCACACAGACCUCAUUGCCAAGAUAGAGGCUGAAGGCGGCCUGAGCGAGGAAGACCAAUAUCGGUUGGCAUCCACCCAGGCACAUCAUGCCAGUGGAAUGGCGUACGCGAUGGAGCACAUGACAAGGCCACAAACCAUCGGAUACAGUCUGGCUGACAGCCCGGUAGGCUUGCUCUCAUGGAUCUACGAGAAACUGGUGGACUGGACAGCAGGGUAUCCGUGGACCGCCGAUGAAGUCUUGACCUGGGUCUCGAUCUAUCGAUUCUCACGGCCAGGGUCUGCUGCGCCUCAACGCAUCUACUAUGAAAUGAUGCAUCGGGAGUCAAUGACAGUCGUCGACGUGACGGCACAGUAUAUUGAUGUGCCUUUGGGGACCUCGCACUUCAAGAAAGACCUGUUGCGCUUCCCAACACGCUGGGAUGCUACUCUUGGUCCAAUUGCUUUUCAGGCGGAGCAUGACAAGGGUGGUCAUUUUGCAGCAUGGGAGUGCCCGCAAGACCUGGUCAAGGAUCUGCGUGACAUGUUUGGCAAAGAGAGUCCGAUUCACGGCUGCGUGGCUGGGCAGAGUGGCUUCACAUAA